UCAUGGCCAUUUAUAUGUUGCUAUAAAUCAAGGGUCAGUAACGUUUCCGGUAUUUAUAUACUAGCGGCUGAAGGAAAAACCCCAAAUACUGUUUAACGUAAUGGCACCGGUUUCCGACUAGCUUCCUCUAUCCGACCAUUUUGGUUUUUAUCCAUUAAAACAUUUAAAAUAUCGCGCGAAAGCCGUGAAACCGAACGCAUUCAAUUUAGUAUAACUCAUCGUACAUCAAUUGUCAAAACUUGUGUUUCAAAUGUCAACGGACACUCUGUCAUUUCAACAAAAGCUACGCAACGGAGUAGUUCGUAUCAAGUUGAAUGUGAAAAAAACAUAAAUCUGUGAAAACAAACAUCUGGGUUUUUGUGAAGAAUACUCUGGUAAGUUUAGCAUUUUUUUACUUUAUACGUUUUAUUAGUGUAUUAACGCCUUAAAAUUUCAGUAUGCAAAAAAAAUCUUGCUUAUUUUUAUAUAUUUAUCGGCUAAUUAAUUGUGGACGGAAUGAGGUGCCCUAUAAAAUCAUAAUAUUCCGAAUACCGACCACUUGGUCGGUAAAAGAAAUUUUGCACGUUGUAAAUAAAACUAAUUUUCUAUUAUUCGUGUUGUUUUGUGAGUGUUUCGUUUUCAUUUACUGAUUCUAAAAGAUAUCAUUGGUCGGAUACACUUUAAUGGAUAACUUUAAUGGAUUUUUUGUAAAAUUCGUUUUAACUUGCACUUUUUUUCGGUUUACUUCCUGUUCAUUUCCAAAGACCACUCUGGUUUUAAAACCUUAUACUUUAUGUUUAUUAGACAUAAUUGCAUAAUUACAAUGCUGUUAGAUUUUUAUAAGUGUGUGUGAAAUAGAAACGCGCUAAAAAAUUAAUAUAAAUUUCGGUUUAGAGGACUUAUUAGGCAAAUAUAGGAUUGGUCGGAAUCUGGAUACGAUUUGUUUCGCUUGCCCCUGUUUCCGUCCAACUCCGGUGCUUUUGGUUUCGGUGUGCUUGUUUAAAAUUGCAUGUGUUUAUUUCAGGUACAUCAUCAUGAGUGAUAAGAAAAGGUUAAAGUAUUCGCAGGAAAAUAUGGAGAAAGCACUACGAGAUAUACGAGAGAAGAAAAUGAGUAUAAAUCAGGCUGCAAAAUCAUACGACAUUCCAAAAACAACGAUAUUAGACAGAUUAAAAGACAAAUAUAAAAAUCCAGGUAACAUAGGCGGUCCAACUGUACUGACAAGCUCAGAAGAAAUGUAUCUAGUGAAAUGGAUUUUAGAAUUGGGCGAAGUCGGUUUUCCGAUAACGAAGACUCAGUUACUGGAUUCUGUCACUAAAUUAAUUAAGAGUUUAGGCCGUCAAAAUCCUUUUAAAGAUGGCCAGCCGGGUAAGAAAUGGUAUAAUGGCUUUCUUGCUCGCCACCCGGAAGUUUCGAAAAGAGUUCCACAAUCUCUCACAACAUGCAGAGCGAUUGUUUCGGAGAAUAAUAUUAGGAGCUGGUUUUCAAAAAUACGGCAAUAUUUUGUUGAUAAUAAAUUAAUAGAACUUCUCCAAGACCCCAAACGUAUCUUCAAUUGUGAUGAGAGCGGUUUUUAUCUGUCGCCUCAAGAAAAGCAAGUACUAGUCAGAAAAGGCUCGAAAAAAGUGUACAAUCGUACUGUCAACGACGAGAAAGAGUGUUUGACGGUUUUACUUACAGUAGCUGCUGAUGGGGCAAUACCUCCACCAUUGAUUAUGUUUCCGUAUAAACGCUAUGUUCCGUCGUACAUCACAGCCAAUAUGCCUAAAGGGUGGGGAAUGGGUCACUCUGAUUCUGGGUGGAUGACUAGUGAGACAUUUUAUGAAUACAUCACAAAUGUCUUUCACCCAUGGUUAAAAGAAAAAGGAAUCCAAAUGCCAGUAGUUCUUUUUCUGGAUGGUCAUUCAUCUCACAUUAAUAUUAAUCUGAGUGAAUACUGUAAAGAACAUGAGAUAAUUCUGAUAGCAUUCUACCCCAAUGCUACUCACCGUCUACAGCCAUUGGAUGUAGGGGUAUUUUAUCCUUUAAAAAAUUGUUGGCGCAAUGAUGUCCGGGAAUGGCGUAUGGCAAACAGCGGGAAAAAAAUGCAGCGAUCAGAUUUUCCGAUAAUAUUGCAUAAGUCUAUAAAUGCAACACUUUCGCCUGCGAUAAUUGCAAAAACAUUCCAAACGUAAGGGCUCUAUCCGUUUAAUGAGGAUGCUAUAGAUUACUCGAAGCUAAUAAAAGAAAUUUCCAAUGAAGAAAAUAACAAUCUAGCACUAUCUACUGCUAAUCAACACGUCACACACAAAACAGAUGGCAGUCAACCAUUGAAUUUACUAAGUGAAGUGGAAGCUCGUUUGCCUACGGAAGUUGUAAAUAAAUUUAAAAAUGUUGACUCUGAAAUUGAUCUAGACGAGAGAUUUCUUGAACUCUAUAAAUUCUGGAAAAAUAUACAAUCUGAAAAAAAUAUAUCUAUGAAUGAAUCUACUUUUCAAAAUAAUCUGCCUAGUAACUUAAAUCAAACUAUUUCUGACAUAAUUAUUAAUGAAGAGUUUUGGUUAGCUAAUGAUGACGCAAUUGAAGCAACAGUCGAAUCAGAUGGGUCUUUAAGCUUAGUGAAUUUAAUAUCUCAGCCAUCUACAUCAAAGCAAGACCAAGCAAAAGAUUCAGAUAUAAAUACAGAUUUAAACCUUCAUGAUCCACAACAACCAGACUACAAAACACCAGUUAAAAAAUCACGAUAUUUCAGUGCGUUCUUUACAUCAUAAUUGUUUUAUAAAAAAUAAUCUUUGUAUUCGAUUGCAGGUCUGACUCCGAAGUUGAAUACCAGUCGCUGCCGGGGUGCUCAGCAGUAACCGAGGCUUCGAAAAACGUGCAGCCGAAGAAAAAGGCACCGAAGCGCAAAACUUCUGGGAGCGGCACCACGCCUUCGGAAUCAACAUCGAGUAAAAACAAACAUCAUAGCUCGGACCUCUUCGGUUUAGAGAACGACAAGCUUCUCCCAGCGACAUCGUGCGGAGACCUUGGAUCGUCCCUCGUGAGCCGCGUCGCCAACGGGAAAGUUCGGCGGACAGCUGACCUAACGGGGGACUUCUACGUAGAGGUGAAAGUUUACCAUAAGGCUGAAGCCGCUUCCACUCCUAGAGAGGAUCGGUGGAAGAAGGCGUCGGUUGCACUGAAAGUGCAACUUAAUAGAGGCUCCUCGACGUGGGACGCCUUACAAAUAUUUAUGAGACGGGCUCAUGAGUUAUUUGAUAACUCGGAGCCCAUCUUUUAUAGUGUAUAUCAUUGAAAAUUUAAUGAAUUUAAUUUAUUUUUUUUUUUAAUUUAAAAUUUAAUUGAAAAUGUCAUUUUCACACAUUUUUAAUAUUUAAUUAUAGUUUCGACACCAGUCUCUUUCAUCAUAGCCCCUAUUGUGUAUACCUAAUGUGUUUUGGAUAUAUUGCUUUUUACCUAAAUAAAUAAUUUCUUUCUACUUAUACUA
Helicoverpa zea (corn earworm) is the source of this 3445-nucleotide messenger RNA. RefSeq names its product MFS-type transporter clz9-like. Gene Ontology annotation, molecular function: DNA binding. Lineage: Eukaryota; Metazoa; Arthropoda; Insecta; Lepidoptera; Noctuidae. The transcript is spliced from 2 exons. The coding region runs from base 1014 to 2153 and encodes 379 amino acids. Gene Ontology annotation, cellular component: nucleus. The record is from RefSeq and is a predicted model, not a curated record.